Dipodomys ordii (Ord's kangaroo rat) is the source of this 5184-nucleotide messenger RNA. RefSeq names its product neogenin 1 (gene Neo1). The coding region runs from base 1 to 4446 and encodes 1481 amino acids. Gene Ontology annotation, biological process: cell-cell adhesion. NCBI's taxonomy places the organism in Eukaryota, Metazoa, Chordata, Mammalia, Rodentia, Heteromyidae. The transcript has 29 exons. Gene Ontology annotation, cellular component: membrane. Gene Ontology annotation, molecular function: protein binding. The record is from RefSeq and is a predicted model, not a curated record.
AUGGUAAAUGUAACAUUUUGCAUUUCCAUCAACCUGUUUCUCUACACUUUGCCUGAAGAAUAUGCUGUUAAGAAGUUGGAAUUUUGCCAGUACAACAGUUGUGAGAAGAAAGCUCUCUUCCAUGGGAGCUUGAAGCAAGAGUCUGAGCUACAAGAUGAAAAUGGGCACCAACAUUUCAGAGCAGAUGAAAUGUGGGAUCUGGUGGUUGAGUUCGGAGCCAGUGUCCGAACAUUCACUCCAUUUUAUUUUCUGGUGGAGCCAGUGGACACACUCUCAGUUCGAGGCUCUUCUGUUAUAUUAAAUUGCUCAGCAUAUUCUGAGCCUUCGCCAAAAAUUGAAUGGAAAAAAGAUGGGACUUUUUUAAACUUAGUAUCAGAUGAUCGACGCCAGCUACUUCCGGAUGGAUCUUUGUUUAUCAGCAAUGUGGUGCAUUCCAAACACAAUAAACCCGAUGAAGGUUACUAUCAGUGUGUAGCCACUGUUGAUAGUCUUGGAACUAUUGUCAGCAGAACGGCCAAGCUCAUAGUAGCAGGUCUUCCGAGAUUUAUCAGCCAACCAGAACCUUCCUCAGUUUAUGCUGGAGGCAGUGCCAUUCUGAAUUGUGAUGUUAAUGCAGAUUUGGUCCCGUUUGUGAGGUGGGAACUGAACAAGCAGCCCCUUCUUCUGGAUGACAGAGUUGUCAAGCUUCCAAGUGGCACACUGGUUAUCAGCAAUGUGACUGAAGGAGACGGGGGACUCUAUCGAUGCAUAGUUGAAAGUGGAGGGCCACCGAAGUACAGUGAUGAAGCUGAACUGAAAGUUCUUCCAGAUCUCGAGGAAACGCCAAACUUGGUAUUUUUGAAGCAGCCAUCUUCCUUAGUCAGAGUGCUUGGUCAGAGUGCAGUGUUGCCCUGUGUUGCUUCAGGACUUCCUAUUCCAGCUAUUAGAUGGAUGAAAAAUGAGGAAGCACUUGAUGUAGAAAGCUCUGAAAGAUUGGCCUUGCUGGCAGGUGGUAGCCUGGAAAUCAGUGAUAUCACUGAGGAUGAUGCAGGAACGUAUUUCUGCAUUGCAGACAAUGGAAAUGAGACAAUUGAUGCACAGGCAGAGCUUACAGUGCAAGCCCAACCUGAAUUUCUAAAACAACCUGCUAAUAUAUAUGCUCAUGAGUCCAUGGAUAUUAUAUUUGAGUGUGAAGUAACUGGGAAGCCAACUCCAACUGUGAAAUGGGUCAAGAAUGGGGACAUGGUCAUCCCAAGUGAUUACUUCAAAAUUGUAAAGGAACAUAAUCUUCAAGUUUUGGGUCUGGUGAAAUCAGACGAAGGGUUUUAUCAGUGCAUUGCUGAGAAUGAUGUUGGAAAUGCGCAGGCUGGAGCCCAGCUCAUAAUCCUUGAACAUGAUGUUGCCAUCCCAACAUUACCUCCCACUUCACUGACCAGUGCCACUACUGACCAUCUAGCACCAGCCACAACGGGACCACUGCCUUCAGCUCCUCGGGACGUCGUGGCCUCCCUGGUCUCUACCCGCUUCAUCAAAUUGACAUGGCGGACACCGGCUUCAGAUCCCCAUGGAGACAACCUCACCUAUUCGGUGUUCUACACCAAGGAAGGCACUGCUAGGGAGCGUGUUGAGAAUACCAGUCACCCAGGAGAGAUGCAGGUAACCGUUCAAAACUUAAUGCCAGCGACUGUAUACAUCUUCAGAGUUAUGGCCCAAAAUAAGCAUGGCUCAGGAGAGAGUUCAGCUCCACUACGAGUAGAAACACAGCCUGAAGUUCAGCUCCCUGGCCCAGCCCCUAACAUCCGAGCUUAUACCACGUCACCUACUUCUGUCACCAUCACGUGGGAGACACCACUGUCAGGCAAUGGGGAAAUUCAGAACUACAAAUUGUACUACAUGGAAAAAGGAACUGAUAAAGAGCAGGAUGUGGAUGUUUCAACUCACUCCUACACCAUUAAUGGGCUGAAAAAAUACACGGAGUAUAGUUUCCGGGUAGUGGCCUACAAUAAACAUGGUCCUGGAGUCUCCACACAGGAUGUUGCCAUUCGGACCCUGUCAGAUGUUCCCAGUGCUGCUCCUCAGAAUGUGUCCUUAGAAGUGAGAAAUUCCAAGAGUAUUAGGAUUCACUGGCAGCCACCUUCUCCAGCUACACAAAACGGGCAGAUCACUGGCUACAAGAUUCGCCACCGAAAGGCCUCCCGCAAGAGUGAUGUCACCGAAACCCUGGUUCCUGGGAGCCAGCUGUCUCAGCUGAUUGAAGGUCUCGAUCGGGGGACCGAGUAUAAUUUUCGAGUGGCUGCUCUCACAGUCAAUGGUACAGGCCCAGCAACUGACUGGCUGUCUGCUGAAACUUUUGAAAGUGACUUAGAUGAAACUCGGGUUCCUGAAGUGCCUAGCUCUCUUCACGUUCGCCCACUUGUCACCAGUAUUGUAGUAAGCUGGACUCCUCCAGAGAAUCAGAACAUUGUGGUUCGAGGCUAUGCCAUUGGUUAUGGCAUUGGCAGCCCUCAUGCCCAGACUAUCAAAGUGGACUAUAAACAGCGCUAUUACACCAUUGAAAAUUUGGAUCCGAGUUCUCAUUAUGUGAUUACCCUGAGAGCAUUCAACAGCGUCGGCGAAGGCGUCCCACUGUACGAGAGCGCAGUGACCAGGCCUCACACAGUGCCAGAUCCCACUCCCAUGAUGCCACCCGUGGGAGUUCAGGCUUCCAUUCUGAGCCAUGACACCAUAAGGAUCACGUGGGCAGACAACUCUCUGCCCAAACACCAGAAGAUCACAGACUCCCGGUACUACACAGUCCGAUGGAAAACUAACAUCCCCGCCAACACCAAGUACAAGAAUGCAAAUGCAACAACUUUGAGUUAUUUGGUGACUGGUUUAAAACCAAAUACACUCUAUGAAUUCUCUGUGAUGGUGACCAAAGGUCGAAGAUCAAGCACCUGGAGUAUGACAGCCCAUGGGACCACCUUUGAAUUAGUUCCCACUUCUCCACCUAAGGAUGUGACUGUUGUGAGUAAAGAAGGGAAACCCAGAACCAUAAUUGUGAACUGGCAGCCUCCCUCUGAGGCCAAUGGCAAAAUCACAGGUUACAUCAUCUAUUACAGUACAGACGUGAAUGCAGAGAUACAUGACUGGGUUAUUGAGCCUGUUGUGGGAAACAGACUGACUCACCAGAUUCAGGAGCUAACACUUGAUACACCAUACUACUUCAAGAUCCAGGCCCGAAACUCAAAAGGCAUGGGGCCCAUGUCUGAAGCUGUCCAAUUCAGAACGCCAAAAGCCUCAGGGUCUGCAGGAAAAGGAAGCCGGCUGCCAGACCUAGGAUCCGACUACAAACCUCCCAUGAGUGGCAGCAACAGCCCUCACGGAAGCCCCACGUCUCUAGACAGCAACAUGCUGCUGGUCAUCAUCGUCUCUGUUGGCGUCAUCACCAUUGUGGUGGUGGUGAUCAUCGCCGUCUUUUGUACUCGGCGCACCACCUCUCACCAGAAAAAGAAACGAGCUGCCUGCAAAUCAGUGAACGGCUCCCACAAGUACAAAGGUAACUCCAAGGAUGUGAAACCUCCAGACCUCUGGAUCCAUCACGAAAGGCUGGAGCUGAAGCCCAUUGAUAAGUCCCCAGACCCAAAUCCUAUCAUGACGGAUACUCCAAUUCCUCGCAAUUCUCAAGAUAUCACACCGGUUGACAAUUCCAUGGACAGCAAUAUCCAUCAAAGGCGAAAUUCAUACAGAGGACAUGAGUCAGAGGACAGCAUGUCUACACUGGCUGGAAGGCGGGGAAUGAGACCAAAAAUGAUGAUGCCUUUUGACUCUCAGCCACCCCAGCCUGUGAUUAGUGCCCAUCCCAUCCAUUCCCUCGAUAACCCUCACCAUCAUUUCCACUCCAGCAGCCUCGCUUCUCCAGCCCGCAGUCAUCUCUACCACCCGGGCAGCCCAUGGCCCGUUGGCACAUCCUUGUCCCUUUCAGACAGGGCCAAUUCCACAGAAUCUGUUCGAAACACCCCCAGCACUGAUACCAUGCCGGCCUCCUCGUCCCAGACCUGCUGCACUGACCAUCAGGAUCCUGAAGGUGCUACCAGCUCCUCUUACUUGGCCAGCUCCCAAGAGGAAGAUUCAGGCCAGAGCCUUCCCACAGCCCACGUUCGCCCCUCUCACCCAUUGAAGAGCUUCGCUGUGCCAGCAAUCCCACCCCCAGGGCCUCCUACCUAUGAUCCUGCAUUGCCAAGCAUGCCAUUACUGUCCCAGCAAGCUCUGAACCAUCAUAUUCACUCAGUGAAGACGGCUUCCAUUGGGACUUUAGGAAGGAGCCGGCCUCCUAUGCCAGUGGUUGUUCCCAGUGCCCCUGAAGUACAGGAGACCACGAGGAUGCUAGAAGACUCCGAGAGUAGCUACGAACCAGAUGAGCUGACCAAAGAGAUGGCCCACCUGGAAGGACUGAUGAAGGACCUAAAUGCCAUCACGACAGCAUGAUGGCCUUCAUGGGGACAUGACUCCAAGCCUGAGUCUGGAAGUCUUGGAACUUAGCCUUGCAAACAAGGAAUUGUACAGAGUACGAAGGACGCACUUGAGAGCACAGUGAGCCAGCAGACCAGCCAGCGCCUCCGCUGCGGCUGGCUCCAGGCACAGCCACCGGCCUUCUGAUCAGCCUGGACCACACGGGAGUCGAGGCAGCUUCCCUUUCCCUGCUGAUACCCUGCGGGACUGGGCACCACGGGCCAAAAUUUUGUGUCCAGGGAGGAGGCGGGAAGUGCAACCUGCAUUUCACGGUGGCCAGGCUGUGUCUUCGUGCUGCAUCUGCAUCACGUUUAUGGAGUGUAGACAUUGCGAUUUAUGUACAAUUUUAUUUCUGUCCUAUUUUAUUUUACCUUAAAAAAAACAAAAACAAAACACUAUCAAAACCCAAGGCGGUCCGUGAUGUUCUCCACCGGGGGCUGGCAUGUGACUGCUUGUCCCAGUGACGUGUGGAAAGUCGCGGACAGAGUGAACUGGUUGUUAUGUGGGGGUAGGCUUGUUUUUGGUUUUGUCUUUAUUUUUUAAUUCUGAGACAUUGCAUCCUCUGCCAGCUGUUAGUUAACCCAUCACUUUGAGGGAGAGGAAAUGUUGCAUUGCUGUUUGUAAGCUUUUUUUUUUAUUAUUUUUUAUUAUAAUUAUUAAAGACCUGACACUCUCCUCUCAUCACUGUGAGAUUACAGAUCUAUUUGAAUGAAA